AUGGCUGAGGAUAAUAAAGAUAUUUUACUUCACUAUGAAAUUGAAGCAAUCAUUGAAAAUCUUGAGCCAACAAAGCUCGAAGAUUUUGGGACUAAAAAAUGGUUUGAGUUUCAUAAAAAGCUAAUGCUGUUGAGUCAACAAAGUAUACUAGAAGUAAGUGACUCAAGAACAGAAGUUGUUAAAGAAUGGUUUGUUACAUUUCAAAAAAUAAUAAUAUUAAUACAUGAAGCAAUACAAAUAUCAGUAUGGAAAAGAAAAGUUUAUCAUCAUUUAAUUGAUAAUAAUAAUCAACCAACAAAUACAUUUAUGCUUUACAGUGUUUUUUACCAUGAAAAUAUAUCAAUUUCACUUUUAGAAAAUAUUUUAUAUCACUGUGAUAGUGUUGAGAGUCUUGAUGAUUCAGCUCUGGACCUGGUUGAUUAUGCUGUUGAUUAUAUCACUCGUUUGGUCUUCCAGAAAAAAGAUAAAUCAACAGAAUCAUCAAAAAAUAUAGAAGACAUUUCUUGCCUUGAAGAGUUGUCACAAAAAAAAAUGGAAAUUGAAUUUGACAUUGGAAUUAAGUGUAUAUCAAUUAUUGGAUAUUUUGCAAGAUUUUUAGAUAAUCUUCCUUUGUCAAUUUUAAAACGUAUCCUAAAAACCCAUGAUGUUCCAUAUUUAUUUUGUCAAUUAAUUGAGAAUAAACCAUGGAAAAAAAUUAAUGAAAAUAAUGAAAUAAUGAUUUACAAUUCAACCUGGGAAAAAGUUGAAAAAAAAGAAAGUGAUAAAAUUUGUCGAGCUGAGGGACAAGUUUGGCUUGGACUGAGAGAACUUCUUUUGAAUCCAAAAUCUGGACCUUAUUAUGAAAUAACUGAAUUUCGAAUGACUGAGCUAAUUAAGCUUCAAAAAUAUUUGCAUGAAAAAGUAUUGGAUCAAAUUGCUCCACUGAUGGAUCUUCGUAGAUGGCUGAGUUACCUGAACAUUUCUUCUCAAACAGAUCACACAAAAUCAUCAGCAUUAACAGUGGAAAUCAUUCCACAAAUUCAAUCAUCAAUCAUUGAAAAAUACCACAAAAAGUGGAAAAAAAUUGCUAAGAUACAAGCAGAGACACUGUUCUCAAAAAAUAUUGAUUAUAUAAAAUCAAUGGCUGAAAUACUCAGUGGUGCAUAUGAUCUUGAUAAAUUAUUUUUAAAAGACAUUAAACAAUGUGCCUUGUGUCGUAGAAAUGCUACAAAAAAAUGUUCCAAGUGUAAAAAUAUUUUUUACUGUGGAAGAGAAUGUCAAGUUAAAGAUUGGACAUCUCACAAAAAUACUUGCAACUCGUAAAAUAUUAACAACUAAAUUAUGAUAAAAUUGAGUUUCUUUUUUAAUAUAAAAAGCACACACUUGACUGCAUUUUAUCAUGUGAUUGGUUAAAACUUUUCAACAUUUGUUAUUAAUGUUGUUAACUAAUUUAUUUGAGUUGGGUCUGUCCUAGGUCAGUCAUGUUACAGCUUUAUAUAUUCAUAUUGAAUAAAGUAUUAUUAUAUUAAUUAUACAAAAUAAUUAUCAAAGUAUAAUUAUACUUAUUAAUAAAUUAAUAUUUAAAUAAAAAAAAAAAAGCUACUGUAGUUACUACGUUUAU
Messenger RNA from Aphidius gifuensis, 1600 nucleotides. It is a transcript of the gene Zmynd10, whose product is annotated as zinc finger MYND domain-containing protein 10. The record is from RefSeq and is a predicted model, not a curated record. Gene Ontology annotation, biological process: outer dynein arm assembly; motile cilium assembly; inner dynein arm assembly. The coding region runs from base 1 to 1302 and encodes 433 amino acids. The transcript is spliced from 4 exons. NCBI's taxonomy places the organism in Eukaryota, Metazoa, Arthropoda, Insecta, Hymenoptera, Braconidae. Gene Ontology annotation, cellular component: cytoplasm; centriolar satellite. Gene Ontology annotation, molecular function: protein binding.